Messenger RNA from Heteronotia binoei (common prickly gecko), 1096 nucleotides. Its product is annotated as pulmonary surfactant-associated protein D-like. The record is from RefSeq and is a predicted model, not a curated record. Bases 153 to 860 code for a protein of 235 amino acids. Gene Ontology annotation, cellular component: rough endoplasmic reticulum; multivesicular body. The transcript is spliced from 5 exons. Lineage: Eukaryota; Metazoa; Chordata; Lepidosauria; Squamata; Gekkonidae. Gene Ontology annotation, biological process: positive regulation of phagocytosis; surfactant homeostasis.
UUUGUCCCGUAGAAGUCCUGCUGGAAAGAAAACAGUGGGUGGACCGAAGAGAGAGAAAGAGAGAGAAGAGAGAAUUACUUGGCUUUGACCGUUUCCAACAAAGACACCAAAUUUGGACCUGAAUAAGACUCUAUUCAACUCGACUUGCAUGAAUGGCUUUUCUCCGUACUUUUGGCCUCCUGUUCUUGGCAGCAUCUUCAUGGGGGUCAAGAGGUGAUGACUGCAGAUGUGAUGAAAGACCCAAUACCUGCCCUCUGAUGUCGGGGUUUUCAGGAGAAAAGGGUGAUCGAGGAGUACAAGGAGUACAAGGCCCCCCAGGAAAAGCUGGGCCACCAGGCCCUCCAGGAAACCCGGGGCCAGUAGGUGAAAGAGGACCAAAGGGAGACCAUGGAGGAAGAGAACUGCAGCGCCUUGAAUCGGAAGUGGACACUCUAAGAAGAGAACUGAAUGACUUGAUGGUCGCUGUCACCAAUAGUCGAAAUGCUCACCUGUUCCCAAAUGGAAGAACUGUCGGUGGAAAGAUAUUCAAAACGGACGGUUCCCAAGGCAGCUUUGAGGCUUCCAAAGCCACAUGCUUCCAGGCCGGAGGCCAGCUGGCUUCCCCAAGGAACGCUUCCGAGAACUCAGCCGUCCAACAGAUCAUUGCUCGCCAUAACAAGGCGGCCUAUCUGGGAAUCAGCGACAUGCAGAACGAAGGCACCUUUGCGUAUCUGUGCGGCGACGAAAUCGGGUACAUGAACUGGGCCGACGAGGAGCCCAAUAACGCCGGCGGGAAAGAGGACUGCGUCGAAAUGUAUCUGGAUGGCAAGUGGAAUGACAGAUCCUGCACCGAGAGGCGACUGAUCAUAUGCGAAUUUUAACCAAGUGGCUGUAUUCGGGAAUGCAUAACGAAUACCCUGCCAGGCAACUGGUACCGAUUUUGGCCUGGCAUAACACUGAAUCCCAGAGAUUCCCCCAUGGCAUCUCAGAACAUGAGAGAAGCCAUGUUGGAUCAGGCCAAUGGCCCAUCCAGUCCAACACUCUGUGUCAUACAGUGGCCAAAAAAAGGUGCCAUCAGGAGGUCCAAACACCAAGAAUAGAGCAUCACUGUCCCAGA